AGAUAUGAGUGAAAUGGAUGGCUUUAUUUGGUAUAUAAACAUGAGGAAAAAAACAGAAAUGAGAAAUGAAAUCAGUACUGCGGGAAAGUAAUGGCAACCAAAAGUGUGAACUUCCAGCGGCCUCGAACCACAAGGAAACUGUUUUAUAAUCUACCUGUAAAUAAAUGAUGUCUCUACUACAAGCCACGAACUCGGAAGGCGCAUAUAUGCGUUCUGAAUCACGUAGUCGGUAUCAAUAAUAAAAUGUGAUGAUCCAUUUCGUGAAAAAUUCCCAACUGUUUAUUAACUUACAUAUUCGUUGUGCAGCAAAAUAAGUUUGUACAUAACAAAACGGUCAGGUCGUUAGAAACCAUUACUGCCUCGUUACAAUGGGGAACGCUCCACCUCGAAAUUCUUAUAAGGUAGAUCCAGACUAUACCUCAACCGGAAGUACGGAGAGUUUACCCUCCCCUAGAUGUUAUCGUUACAACCUAACUCAGGGCAAAAGUCAAGGCCAAUACGUCACGCCAACUAUGACAAUGAAAAUAUCAUGUGAAAACUUGCAACAUCUUUGUUGCAGUCCAGAUGGGACGGUUUGGGUGUGUAGACGACCUCAGAUACUCCAGCUUAAUUCAAAAGGUCAACAUCAGCUCGUUUUAGAAGUCAAAAUUGAGAUUUGUGGUUUGGCUGCAAGUAAAAAGGGCUCCCUAGUUUUCACAGAUGGGAAAAACAAGCGUCUCAUAUGUACGGAAUUUAAUGAUGACGUCAUCACUAAGAAAGUCAUGUCCACGGAUGACUGGUACCCAAUCGGCGUCUGCUGUGCCGAAAAUGGUGAUAUCUUAGUUGGACUUUUUAAGCCAGAGGAACAGGGGAAAGUCAACCGAUAUGGCGUAAAUGGAGAAACAAGAGAUGCUAUGCAACAAGACAGCAGUGGGAGUCAGUUGUUCAAAUUUCCAGCUUUUGUCACUGAGAAUGGAAAUGGCGAUGUUGUCGUUUCUGACCACCUUAGGCGCUCUGUGAUUGUUGUCGAUCGAUGGGGAAGGUAUCGAUUCACAUACACUGCAGAAAAGUUAAAUCGCCCGGAUGCUGUUCCUUUCUUACCGUUUGGAGUUUGCUGCGACUCAUUAUUGAACAUCAUAGUCUCUGAUUGUUGCAAUGACUGUGUACAUUUAAUAUCCGUGAAUGGUGAGUUCCUGCAUCUGUUGUUUGAUAAGACAAGUGGGUUGUACCGUCCUGUGGCACUAUCCAUGAGCUCUGAAGGAAAACUGUAUAUAGGGGACAGAAAUGGUAUAAAAGUUUUCGAAUUGGACAGUCAUAGAUCAUCUGUAGAGGAUGGAAAAGGUUCAAGGGCUAACAGUUUCUCAUCAGUAGGGCAAUACAGGAUUUCUAAUGACAAUGAAAAACUGAAGAAGUUAGAGAGUUUUCAAGUUAUGUGUAAAUCAAAAAGCUCAUUAAGUCUAAAAUUGACAACAGCUGAAGGUAACAAUCACAAUUACAACUUUGGAGUAGGAACUCCUUCGAGUCGAUCCAAGACACGGACUCUUUCAAACCUGCCAAGAAAUAACCCAAACAUUGCUGUGUCCCCGAACACGUCCAGAAAUAAGGCAAGUACUUUACCAAGAGUCACUGCUUUACUUAGCAAAUCAGUUUCAAAUUUGAAUACCAUUGCUUCAACUAACAAGUCAGACAUCGUAAAACCAGUAUCAUCAUUCAAAACAUCUACAGCGUCUUUGGCAUCACCAAAAGUUUCUUCGAAGCAUUCAACUGCAUUAAAAGAUAAACCAAACGCACUGAUGACUUCUACAUCCUUAGUUAACAUUUCCCCUCAAGUUUCUAGAUCACAGGCAAAAUUAAAUUCAGCCGCGCAGUUAACUGUAUCAACAAAGACUACUUCUGAAGAAUUAUCGAACAAAAUGAAAGAAGUAUCGGUGUCCGCAUCAUCAAACAAAUCAUCGCCAGCUACGCUGGUGGUUUCAUCAUCAAAUAAGCAACCAACAUCAUCACACAUAUCAAAAACUAUUCAGACUUCAAAUGCAGUAGCAAAUAAACCAGUGGCAUCAAAAACGACUAUGUCAUCAAAAGGGUCUGUGACGCCAAAAUCGAAUGUCACUGAAAAGGUUAAGUCAAAAGCUGGUGUUCUUUUUGUGGAUUCAGCACCGGAGGCGCUUGAGUCCUCUAAAACAUUGAACAACAAUGUCGGUUCAAAAAAAGUAAUUCGUGAAGAGACUCGGGAUGGACAAGAACCUGCCAAUGUUUCAAAACCAAUUCAAGCAAAUUCAGUGGAAUGUGCAAAUGAAAGGUCUGACAAGACCGAAAUAAUCGAACACACAGAAACAAAAACAAAAAAGGAAGAUCCUUUACAAAGUAAAUCGUGUACGGACAUUAACAAAAGGAUACCUUUAAAAGUGUCUGAUGAAGACAAUCCAUCGACAAAAUCGUCAACCUUAAGUAAAAAGAAAGUAAGAGAUUCUAACAUUAUUGAGUCUACAAGAAUAUAACCGAGAUAUGUGUUUUUAAAUUCGUGGCAUCUUUAUGGAAAUUUAUAGUGAAAAUCAAGGAAAACAUCUAACAUUACACAGAAUAUAAUAUAUUAUGUAUAUAAUGAAAGAUGCUCUUCUUAUCAUCUUUGUGGAACCUUUUAAACUUAUGUAAGGUGCAAUAAGUUAUUUCAAAAUUAUUCUAAUAAGAAACUUGCAUUGUUGUGCAGUUUAUUGACUAUAACUUUUACGAUUUCAGUAUGAAACUUUUAUUUUGAAAAGGAAGCACUUGUGAUCUACAUUUUAAAGAGAGUAAAUUUCCAAAAAAGGAAGCAAUGGGACUCAUUUGGUUUGUAGAAAAGUAAUUUCUUAAAUUACAGUGAUAUGCAAGGGGUCUUAGAGUACGGUUGUAAACGUGCUUGGUUUGGACUUUUAACAGGUUAAUUGUUUAAUUUUAGCAAUUUAUAUUGAGAUCAUUCACUUUCUUUUAACAAAUCCAACAACAACACUUUCAAUCAAAAUCUUUAUCUUUAUAUAAUAAAAAAAAUGAAACCCCAAUUUGCAAAGAAGAUUAUGCUGCAAAAAUAAUUUAUCAAUUACCCUUUGAAACAGUUUGUCCAAUAUCUUUGUUCAGAACCUACAAUUAAAAUACACAUUACCCAUGUAUGAACAUUGCAAUUAUAG
Saccostrea echinata is the source of this 3140-nucleotide messenger RNA. RefSeq lists its product as uncharacterized. The transcript has 2 exons. NCBI's taxonomy places the organism in Eukaryota, Metazoa, Mollusca, Bivalvia, Ostreida, Ostreidae. The record is from RefSeq and is a predicted model, not a curated record. The coding region runs from base 369 to 2477 and encodes 702 amino acids. Gene Ontology annotation, molecular function: ubiquitin protein ligase activity; translation repressor activity. Gene Ontology annotation, biological process: negative regulation of translation; proteasome-mediated ubiquitin-dependent protein catabolic process; protein polyubiquitination.